Molecule: messenger RNA, 2290 nt
Organism: Micropterus dolomieu (smallmouth bass)
Lineage: Eukaryota; Metazoa; Chordata; Actinopteri; Centrarchiformes; Centrarchidae
Gene: ednrba
Product: endothelin receptor Ba
Exons: 8
Coding region: 282-1538 (418 amino acids)
Biological process (GO): vasoconstriction; enteric nervous system development; regulation of blood pressure
Cellular component (GO): membrane
Molecular function (GO): endothelin receptor activity
Source: RefSeq, a predicted model, not a curated record
AGGAGCAGACUGGAGCCUCUGGAUCACAGAUCUUUUUCACUUUGGCUCCAGUUACAGAAGAAGAUAGCUGCAGUUGGAGAUGACUGGACUGUCUCUGCAGGACCAGCAACCAUCCGCUUUGGGGACAUUUCUCUGUCCCGAGAGCUUGAGUUACUGGGGAAGUUUGAUCUAAGAGGCACAAAUAUUGAAGAAUUUCUACCUCAGAUAGAAGUUAGGCGCACUCAAAGAGGAUCAGUUGCAGCCUUGUUGGAUAAAAGCCGUAUUAACAACCAAACUCCAGGAUGAAGACUCAUCUCCUCUGCUUGGAGUUACUCCUCCUGGCUGGUCACAUCCUUGUGGCCAGUGGGCAGCUGGAGCCAAAGAAACAAGUGCCACAGGACCCUCUUACUGUUACCCAGAGACUUGGACUCGUAGAAAGAGACGUGCAGGGUCCGAUGAGGCCCAAUAUCACCAUGCCCCGCCGCCGGCUACCUCCCAUGUGCACUGGGCCCACAGAAAUACGAGACACCUUCAAGUACAUCAAUACGGUGGUGUCCUGCCUGGUGUUUGUUGUGGGUAUUAUUGGUAAUUCCACUCUGCUGAGAAUUAUCUAUAAGAAUAGGUGCAUGCGUAACGGGCCGAACAUCCUGAUUGGCAGCCUGGCACUCGGAGACCUGCUGCACAUCAUCAUCGGCAUUCCCAUUAAUGUUUACAAGCUCCUGGCGGAGGACUGGCCUUUUGGGGUGACUCUGUGCAAGCUGGUGCCUUUUGUCCAAAAAGCCUCAGUGGGGAUUACAGUGCUGAGUCUGUGUGCUUUGAGUAUUGACAGGUAUCGUGCCGUGGCCUCGUGGAGCCGUAUCAAAGGAAUCGGAGUUCCAAAGUGGAUGGCUAUUGAGAUAGCGCUCAUCUGGUUAUUAUCCAUCAUCCUGGCUGUGCCAGAGGCAAUAGCCUUCGACAUGAUCACCAUGGACUACAAAGGAGAACACCUGAGAAUCUGUUUGCUGCACCCCAUGCAGAAAUCUGGCUUUAUGAGGUUUUAUAAAUCAGCGAAGGACUGGUGGCUGUUCAGUGUAUAUUUCUGCCUGCCGUUGGCCUGCACUGCUAUUUUCUACACCCUGAUGACCUGUGAGAUGCUCAGGAAGAAGAAUGGUGUCCAGAUCACUCUCAGUGACCACCUCAAACAGCGAAGGGAGGUGGCUAAGACUGUGUUCUGUCUGGUUCUGGUCUUCGCUCUGUGCUGGCUGCCUCUCCACCUCAGCCGUAUCCUGAAGCUCACCAUCUACGAUGAGAAAGAUCCAAAUCGCUGUGAACUGCUCAGUUUCUUUUUGGUGUUGGACUACAUUGGCAUCAACAUGGCAUCUGUCAACUCCUGCAUCAACCCAAUUGCCCUCUACAUGGUCAGCAAGCGCUUCAAGAACUGCUUCAGGUCCUGCCUGUGCUGCUGGUGCCUACCGGCAGAGAUGCUGAUGGAUGAGAAGCAGUUGUGCACGAAGCUGAAAGUCACAGAACGAGCCUCCGACCAAAGCUCCCGUAUGACCAACAAAUCUACUACAGCCUAAACCAGCCAACAACUAAAAACUAGAAUUGAAGUUUGGAUGACUGAAUGAGGAUAAGGGCCCAUCAUGGCCUCAUCGACCUUAAAACUCUGAACACUUUUAUUGACACCAUUAUGAACCACUAUGCACUCUCCCUGUCCAAGAAGAAAUAAGCAUCAACGCACUUAAAAAGCUGUAUUCUUGGAUAGCUGGUUUUAACACCAAAUAUAGAAAAUCAAGCAGAGGCGUGUCAGCAGUGUUAUGUAAAAUUGGUGGGGGUCAAGGGUCGAUUAGCAAAAGGUCAGGCUUGCAGCCUGGAUAGUGAAUGUUACUUUGAAUCUUUCAGUUCUGCAUUUAUCGGACCACAUUUCAGUGUGACGCUGUGUUUAGUGUUGCUACCAUACACUGCAGCUGCUUGGAAGGGUUUAAACAGCAAAUCUAAAGUUCUUAUUUGAGAUUGUUUUAUUUUGUUAUAUAUUUCCUUUAAUAUGUAUGUACUGAGCAUUUUGGCUACUUAAUCACUUAUUACAUUAUAGCCUUUAAAUGCAUUGUCUCUGUGUCAUUUCCCCACUAGUUAUUGAACUACUGAUGUUGUGCAAUUUCAGCCUUGUGACCAUUCAGCUAUUGUAUUAUACUGUUCAAUACUGGGCCUGUUCUUUAUUCGUUUCGUGACUUUAUUUGCUCCACAUUAUCUUAAUAUGACUCCUUACCUUAGCUGGUAUGACAAGAGGUAAGGGUUUCUUUUUGCAAUAAAUAAUAUGACGAAUAUAAAAAAU